Molecule: messenger RNA, 4144 nt
Organism: Labrus bergylta (ballan wrasse)
Lineage: Eukaryota; Metazoa; Chordata; Actinopteri; Labriformes; Labridae
Product: complement component receptor 1-like protein
Biological process (GO): negative regulation of complement activation, classical pathway
Source: RefSeq, a predicted model, not a curated record
CCCAUUUCCGGCAAGGCGUCUUAGCAGUUAACAUUAAAGAUCACCAUUGUGAACGCAGCAGCUACCAGAGCGACACUUCUGACUUACAGCUAGUUUGAAAUGGCUCUUUGACUCCAGCCAAAACAUUGCCAAAUCCCAUCAUGGCUGUCUGUCUCGUCUUUCUACUCAGCAGUCUUGGCCUUGCUAUUACUGCUCAAGCUCAAGACUGUCCCAAGCCUGUUCCAGGACCCAACAUGAAUUUAAAGGGCAAUGACAUAGUUUUGCAAGAAUUCCCAGAUGGGACCAAAGUGACUUUUACCUGUGAAGUUGGCUACCAGUCUGCAGGAGGGUCUGGAGUCAGUACUUGUUCUGCUGGGAAUUGGAGUCCUGUGAGGCUGCAAUGCGAGAGGAAAAACUGUGGUGCACUUGAAGCUGUAAUAAAUGGUGACAUAACUUACCCUACAUCAACCCUGUUUGGUGAUACAGCGGUGGUAACUUGCAACGCUGGAUACAGACGGGUUGGUCGAGAGACAAUCCGCUGUGGAGACGCAGGUUGGUUGGACAGGUUGCCUGUAUGUGAAGUGUCUAAGUGUGGUCCACCACCUGCGAUAGCUGAUGGCACAUUCUAUCCAGAAAAAGAAGAGUAUGAAUACAGGGAAGUUGUGCGUUACACCUGUCAGAAGGAUUUAACUCUCAAUGGAUCCAAAUCAGUCUCCUGUUCAGAAGAUGGAACAUUUACACCUGCAGCUCCAACAUGUAUAAAUGUUCAAUGUGAAGCCCCAAAUAUCGACAAUGCCGAAUAUAUUGCAGGUUCUCUGAAUUCUUACAAAUACAAAGCUACAGUGACACAUCAGUGCAGAACUGGAUAUAUGAUGAUAGGACAAAGUACCUCUGUAUGUGAAAUAGAUGGCGAGUGGUCACCUAAACUUCUGGAAUGUCAACGGAAAAACUGUGGUGCACUUGAAGCUGUAAUAAAUGGUACAAUAACUUACCCUACAUCAACCCUGUUUGGUGAUACAGCGGUGGUAACUUGCAACACUGGAUACAAACUGGUUGGUCGAGAUACAAUCCGCUGUGGAGACGCAGGUUGGUUGGACAGGUUGCCUGUAUGUGAAGAGGUUCAGUGUAAAGCCCCAAAUAUCGACAAUGCCGACUUUACUUCAGGUUCUCGGUAUCCUUACAAAUACAAAGCUACAGUGACACAUCAGUGCAGAACUGGAUAUAUGAUGAUAGGACAAAGUACCUCUGUAUGUGGAAUAGAUGGCCAGUGGUCACCUAAACUUCUGGAAUGUAAACCCAAAAACUGUUCCAAACCUGUCGGAGGAGUCAACAUGAAUUUGAAGGACAGAAAUACGCCCACAUUCCCACAUGGAACGAGCGUUACGUUUGUCUGUGAUGCUGGCUACGAGUCUGCAGGAGGCUCUGCAGUCACUACCUGUACUACGGGGAAUUGGAGCCCUGUGACGCUGAAAUGCAAGAAAUUGCCCACCCCAACUACGACAGACAAGCCAGGUGGAAAGGAAGGUGAUGGUGAUGGAGGGACAGACAACGGUAGAAGCAUCACUGGUGAAACUGUGGGGAUUAUUAUUGGAUGUGUUGCAGGUCUCUUCCUGGUCGUUCUUGCAAUCUAUUAUUUCAAGAAAAAGAAAAAGGCAGGCUUUCAGAAAGGCACUGGUGAAAAUGAGACUACAGGUGACGGAAACUCUGUGGAGCUCCAGAGUGGUAAGCACAGCGCUGCUGUUGGUACAACAUUACUGAAUGAGAAAACGUCUGAUUAAGAAGAGGAUCGUCACUGGACUAGUCAUCGAAUGUAUUUGUGCCGUCCAUGUCCAUGUUGAUUGCGCAGGCUCAUUGAAAGUGUUUCCGCAGAAAGUCUGAGAUUAUGAAUUCUCAGCAGAACAAGCUCAAGCCUUAGCAAAUGCUCGAGGGGGGCUUCUCUGAUCUUUUACAUUUUAGCACGUCGCUCAAAACGCCUUAGUUUUAGUCUUGUAUAUUUCAAUAGAGCGAUGCCUUGUAAGCUCUCUACAUCAUCAUAACAGUUUUUCAUUGUCAGUAAUUAUGAAGGAGUGAGGACCUCAUGGCCCGGUUGUUCAAAAGUUAUCUGUUUGGACCAGAACUUGAAAUCGGGUUGUCCAAAGGUUAUUAGAUAAGAUCAAGUGAUCAAAUCCUGUCUUUUUAUCCGGAUCAAACCCCGAGCUUGAGUUCUUCAAAACUCUGAAGAAGGAUCAAGAUUACUUUUGAUCACAUAAAAUCUGUAUUAUCCUGAUUCCAGCAGAGGUCUAAAAAACCAUAACAUUUGUCAAACAACACAAUGUUCUUAGAGGGGAGUGGAUAUUUGAAGACAUUAUUGAAACUAUAAAAGUAUAUCCAGAACAGCUUGAUCCAAUACUGUUUUCCUUUGAGGAAAAAACUGGACAAACCUGAGUUAGUUCUGGAAAAAUGGAUUUCCAAGCCCAGCUCAUUUUAAUCUGGAUUGAACCUUUUGAUCAACCGGGCCCAAUAUUAUUAAAAAGACAUAUACUUGCACUAAAGCACGCAGAUCAGCUCAGCUUUGCCAAUACUGCACAUUUACACGAUGACUUAAAUGAAGAAAAAUCUGUAAAUAAUUUUUUUAGUAGUAGUAAUAAAUAUUUAUUUCGGUCCAUGACCACAAAGCAUAGAACAUACACGAACAAUAAUAAGAAUUUAAAAAACAAUGGCCGAAAAGGUGUAGGAUGAAGCCGAGGCUUAUUAUGCCUACCCUUUAAACAUUUCAUUUCUACAGUAUAUCAAAACAAGAAUAGCUGCAAAAAAACAAAAACAAACAAAGUAACCUGAUUUCACAAAACAGAAAACAUUUGUCAGUUAACCAAAACAAAACAAUAAAAAGGAAAAAAAUAAAUAAAUUAAAAGCUUCCAUAAAUGAUUAAUUAUAGUCAAACUAUAGUUAUAAACUAUUAUAGAUUUUCUAUACAUUUAUAUAUUAUAUAUGUAUAGAUCAUGUACAUAACUAGAUUAUAUAUAUAAUUAUAGCAGCAGUAUUAGUACUGCUGUUGGUGUCAUUAUCAUAAUGAUGUUUUAUAUUUUUCUAUUACCCUGAAUUUGAACAGUUUUUUGAAUUUUCUAAUUGAGCUGCACAUUUUUAAUUUGUUAUUUAAGUUGUUCCAGAGGUUAACCCCUUUAACAGAUAAGCACCUACUUUUGGUGUUAGUUCUUGCCCUUGAAUUUUUUGAAAAGAUUUAUUUAAUCUUGUGCCUUUAAUGGAGAGACAGGACAGUGGAUAGAGUUGGAAAUCAGGGAGAGAGAGUAGGGAAUGACAUGUCCCUUGAAUUUUUGAACAUACAUGUUCCCCUUAGUUUAAACGUGCUUUCUCUAGCCCUGAACAGUUCCUGGAUGCAGUAUGGAAGUGCAUUAUUCUGUGCCUUGUACAUUAUAACAGCAGUGUUGAGGUCAGCUAGGUCUUCUAGUUUUAAAGUGUGUAGUUUGAUGAAUAGAGGAUUUGUUGAUUCAUAGUAAUUGGUAUGAUUCACAAUUCUGAUGGCUUUCUUUUGUAGUAUGAAAAUUGGGUUUAAGUUUGUUUUGUGUUACCCCAUACUUCCACGCAGUACGUAAUGUAUGGAAGAAUGAGGGAGCAGUACAUAAUAUAAAGUGAGCUCUGAUUCAAAAUAUUUUUCAUUUUAAAUUGUGUAUCUGUGAUUUCCAGUUGAGUUUAUUAUCUAUUAUGAUGCCCAAAAAAUUAUUUUCAUUUCCACGUUCAAUUUUAAAAUCAUUGAUCUUGAGUUAAGCCUGUUUAUUCAUUUUUCUAUUGCCAAAGAUAAUAUGUUUAGUUUUGCUUAGGUUCAGUGACAGCUUAUUAAUGUCAAACCACUUCUUUAGAAUUGUUAAUUCCUUUUCCACUGCAUUCAGGUAUUCCUUGAUUUUGUUGAAGUUUUUGAAGACUUCUACUGUUGAGCUGUAUAAUUGAGAAAGUACAAUCCAUUCUUGCACUUUUAAAUUGUUUAUCAGUGUAGUACACGCAAUUGUUGUUUAUGUUAUUAUAAAGGUUGUUUUCAGGAUUAAUUUCAUUAUAAAUGUCAUGCAUUUUGUGCUCUGUGUAAUCAAAGUUAGCAAAAUUCAAAUGUUCAUGCUUGCUGUAAAGACUAUAUACGCAAUCUCCCCCAAUAUUAUCAUUUCCAAUGUCUACAAA